Molecule: messenger RNA, 1659 nt
Organism: Nelumbo nucifera (sacred lotus)
Lineage: Eukaryota; Viridiplantae; Streptophyta; Magnoliopsida; Proteales; Nelumbonaceae
Source: RefSeq, a predicted model, not a curated record
AUGUGACAAUUGACUAACUCUAACUAUUUUGUUUACGUCCGUUAAUAGAAAGGCAAAAAGGGAAAAGAAACAUUGAACUCAGUGAUUUCAGCACUUACAUCCCUGUCAUUUUUGCACCUAAAAACCCCUUUCAAAAUAUCGGAUUCUACCUGCCUGAGAAUCUACAGUUUGCCGCCGCUGUGAGACUCCUGUUCUUUUCAAGAUCAGCGUUUCUGAUGACAAAAUCAUCACCGCUGCUCUAUUCUCAGAACAAGGGGCUAUUUGGCCCGGAGAAUCGCCGGGAGGGGUGCCACCGCCGCUGUUUUUCGUUCGAAGGAAGUAGGGGAUGAAUGAGAGAGAAUGACUGCAGCCACUGCUGUUUUGCCCAAAGACUGCUCGGCGAGGCGACGAACCCUUCAUUCUCUCUCCCUCUCGGCACAGCCGUCACAGGUGACGACAGCCACCGACGAAGGACUCCCUCCCUCUCUUUCUCUCUUCGACCCUUCGUUCUCUCUCCCCCAAUUCACCCUUGUCCAUGUUUCAUCAUCGCCACUGCAGCAAGUUGCAGCAGCGGCGGACCCCUCCACGCACUCGGAUACAGACGACGAGUGUUAUCAGAGCUCUUCAGGCAUUCCACCGGACAAGGAGGGAAGAGGGAAACUAAACCGAUCCCAUCUGCUCGGAGAUGAUAUCUUCAUUGGACGACGAUGAGUGGCGUGCUCACAAGAAGAUAACACACAUCGUCUUGGCUUCCAAGGAGUUCCGGAGUUUCACGGCCAGCGUGAGCAGGAAGCUGGUGGGUGAUGGACUCUUGAGCUUGAUGCUUCAGGCUGCUAAGCAUGGCAACGUCCUGGAUUUGGAAGAUGUGUUCAUGAGGUUUGCAUUUAACAGUGUCUACACGGUUGUCCUCGGCAGAAACCCGAACUCGUUCUCUUUGAGCUCUGCUGCUUAUGAGAUUGCUAAAGCCAUCGACGACGGGACGGAAGGUGUGUUCCAUAGGCACAUCAUGCCCAGGAAGCUGUGGAAGCUGUUGGGUUGGUUGGGGGUCGGGAGUGAGGGGAGACUGGGCAGAGCUCGGAAGAUCAUAGAUCGUCACUUGUUAGAGCACAUUUCGUUGAAAAGAGAAGAGCUACGCAAAGGGGUGCAGGGAAGUGAUUUGAUAGCUAUGUACACGAGUUCUCAAGCUCAGAAUGGAGAAAGCAAGGCUUACAGUGGUAUGUUCCUCAGAGACACUGCAUUGGGCUUCCUGUUUGCUGGCCGGGACUCGACGGGAACGUCUCUCACUUGGUUCCUCUGGUUGGUUUCCACAACCCCUCGCAUGGAGGAAAAGAUCCUGGAUGAAUUGAUGCAGUUAAAGAAGAAGAAGAUCAAAAGCAGAGAUCAGGGUGUUUGAUUCAGAAGAUCUCAAGGAUCUGGUGUAUUUCCAUGCAGCCAUGUGUGAAUCCUUGAGGCUGAACCUGCCACUUCCGCUCACCAGAAGAGGUGUUAUCAAAGAAGAUGUGCUUCCUGAUACGGACGGGGAGGUCUUAGUUAGAAGAGAGAGAGAGAGAGAGUGGGGAGUCAGGGUACGAGGGCAAUAUUGGGUUUUAAUCAUUAACACGGAUGCUUUAAGGAUGUUAAGGACAGGAGUAGAGUUAGUCAAUUGUCACAGUGUAAGUCAAUUUUCAAACAGUAAAGUCA